Messenger RNA from Microcebus murinus (gray mouse lemur), 3362 nucleotides. NCBI's taxonomy places the organism in Eukaryota, Metazoa, Chordata, Mammalia, Primates, Cheirogaleidae. The record is from RefSeq and is a predicted model, not a curated record.
AACAAACCUCUGGAGACUAUGUUAUGGCAGAAAACCAGAUAAAUGAUUAUAUAGUAUUUGUAUCUCAUUUUUAAAAAGGGUAAAGAGUCUAAGUAGGGGCCACCAAACUAAACACAUUUGUGGGCCUUUCACCAAGGAACCCCCAGUUUGAGACACCUGGUAGUAAGUACAGUUAAUAUUGGGAGUAUAGAUAUAUUUUUAUGACACUGUGAAAUUUCAGGGUUUUAGUCCCUUCAGUGUUAGAAUAAAAAUAGAAAAUUCUAGCCCUGCUCUUCAUCAUGUGAAAAGUAACAACAAGCUCAGGACUCCAGGCUUUGGAGACAGACUAACCUGUGUUCAGGUCUUGAUUCAUCACUUCCUCAGCAGAUGACAUGGGGCCAAUCGGUGUUCUCCAGAUCUGGUUCAUUAGCUGUUAGGGGCUCAUGGGUUGUUAAGGGCUGUGAUGAUAAUUAAGGGAGCUCAUAUAUAUAAGGCUCCUGCCUGGUGUUCUGACACGUACUGCACCUCAGUGAAUGGUGACUGAUGUUACUAAUACUCCUGGAGUAAACUGGUUUCAGUGGCUUUCGUAUGUCUCACCUGCAGAAACAGAGCCACUGUGUGAAGUCUGAUGACUGAGGAAUGAUGCUCCUGAGUGUGGCUGAUGGCAGUAGGAUUCCAGAGGUCCCUGUGUCAAGAAGGGAGGAGACUGCGCCAUCCGUCUACACUCACUGCCUUCCUGAGUGUGCUUGGCGUCCAGGGAAGGAGCAUUCUGACGUGUCUCACCGUCAUCCUCACGGAAUGGCAGCCGUCGGCCUGUCCCAGGGAGGUCGUGUUUCCAGUGACCUGAUCUUCCUUCAUGAAGAAAAGACACAGGCAGCAAGGAUGGUGGCUGACUGUCUGAUAAAUUAUCAGGACUCGGUGACCUUUGAUGACGUGGCUGUGGGCUUCACCCAGGAGGAAUGGGCUUUACUGGACUCAGCGCAGAGAGACCUGUACAGAGACGUGAUGCUGGAGAACUACAGGAACCUGGCCUCAGUAGGGAAUCGCCUGUUCAAACCCAGCGUGAUCUGUUGGCUGGAGGAAGAGGAGUGGAUGACAGUGCAGAGGGGAGAGCUCCAUGCAUGGCAACUGAAAACCGAUGCGUCAGCACUUUGGCAGGAUAUUAUUUGUUUAAAAACAUCAAAUGGGAUUCAGACGGCAGGAACCCACAAUGGAAGGGAACCCUGUGACUGUGAGCAGUGUGGAGAAAUGUUUGUUGAGCACUGGUGCCUUAACAUGCACACGAGAAUUCAAGGUACAGAGAACACUCCCAUCUCUAAUCAGUGUGGGAAGUAUUUUAUUCCCCACAAGAAAAUCUCUACUGGAGAGAAACUACCUGUGUUUAAUCCAUGUGCAGAAGCCUUUAGCUUGACUCCAGAUGUUGUUUACCAUAGAACGCGCAAGGGAGACAAAUCCUUGGACUGCAGUGACAGUGGGAAGGAUUUCCUUGAUCAGUCCUACCUUCAGGCACAGGUGAGAACUCAAAUUAGAGAACUCUAUGGAGAGAAGCAGGGCGGGAAAUCCCUCACUGACCUCACAAGCUGUGCUAUGCCUGUGGAAAUGCAUACUACAAAGAAUGUCCAUGUAUGUAAGGAAUGUGGAAAAUUUAGUAGAUCUCCUUCCGACCUUAAAAUUCACAUGCAAACCCACACAGGGGAGAAACCCUAUGAACUUAUGAAAUGUGGGAAGUCUCUCACUAUUUCUUCCAGCCUAACUGAACAUGUAAAACUUCAUAGCAAAGAGAAACCUCAUCAACAUAAGGAAUGUGGAAAAUCCUUCACUGGGCAUUCAGGCUUUUCUGAUCAAAUACUCACUGGAGAGAAGUCCUAUGAACAUAAGGAAUGUAAGAAAGUCCACAGUCAAUUUUAUCUACUAACUGAGUGUUUAAAAACUCACAGGAGGGAGAAACCCUUUGCAUGUAAGGUAUGUGGAAAAUCUUUUAGAAAUUCGUCAUGCUUGAAUAACCAUGUUCGAAUUCACACUGGGGUAAAACCCUAUAAAUGUGAGUAUUGCGGGAAAGCCUUUGCUGUGCGCUGUGGCCUCACUAGACAUAUACGAACUCACACUGGCGAGAAGCCAUAUGAGUGUAAGGAAUGUGGGAAAGCCUUCUGUACAUCCUCAGGCCUUAUUGAACAUAUAAGAACUCACACUGGAGAGAAGCCCUAUGAAUGUAAGGAUUGUGGGAAAGCUUUCACUGUUUCUUCCAGCUUAACGGAACAUGUAAGAAUUCAUACUGGAGAGAAACCAUAUGAAUGUAAGCAGUGUGGAAAAGCCUUCACUGGGCGCUCAGGCCUUUCUAAACAUGAACGCACACACACUGGAGAGAAACCCUAUGAAUGUAAGGAAUGUGGGAAAGCCUACAAUAGGUUUUAUCUACUAAAUGAACAUUUAAAAACUCACACACAGGAGAAGCCCUUUGAAUGUAUGGUAUGCAGAAAAUCCUUUAGAAACUCUGCAUGCCUGAAUAAGCACAUUCAAAUUCACACUGGAAUAAAACCCUAUGAAUGUAAAGAAUGUGGAAAAGCCUUCACUGUUUCUUCAAGCCUAACUGAACACAUACGAACUCACACUGGAGAGAAGCCCUAUGAAUGUAAAGAAUGUGGAAAAGCCUUCACGACUUCCUCACACCUGAUUGUGCAUGUAAGAACUCACACUGGAGAGAAGCCCUAUAUAUGUAAGGAAUGUGGGAAAUCCUUUGCUUCUUCCUCACACCUCAUUGAACAUAUAAGAACUCACACUGGAGAGAAACCAUAUAUAUGUAAAGAAUGCGGGAAAGCCUUCCGUGCUUCCUCACACCUCCAUAAACAUAUAAGAAUUCACACAGGGCAGAAAGCCUGGUGUAAGGAAUGUGGAAAAGUCUACAAUAGGUUUUAUCUCUUAAGUGAACAUUUAGUAAAUUACACUGAAGAGAAGCUUUUUGAAUGUGAGGUAUGUGGAAAAUCCUUUAGGAAUUCUUCAUGCCUUAAUCAUCACUCUGAACUUCACACUGGUGAGAAACCUCAUUAAUGUGAAGAAUGUGGAAAAGCCCUCAGUUGUGCUAGUUCACUUUGGAGACAUGGACAUACACUCUUGAGAUCCCUCGUCAGUUUCAGGAACACCUGAGAGCCAUUGGAAUCCGAUCAUAGUCCGGCAUGGAGGAGCUCACUGUGGACCUGUGUGAUGUAAGAAACACAGAAAGCCUUCACCAUUCCCUUGGGUUUUCCUAAAUAUGUGAAUCUUGGACUGCUGAACUACCCUGUUGAUAUGUGAUAUGUGGAAAGUUGUAGUUGUGCUAAACAAUGUUCACUUGUGAUCUCACAGUGGGGAAAGGACUUACAAAGGGGGAAAAAAAUGAUGGAAAGUCA